Messenger RNA from Bursaphelenchus xylophilus (pine wood nematode), 505 nucleotides. The record is from the annotation of a GenBank genome assembly. Lineage: Eukaryota; Metazoa; Nematoda; Chromadorea; Rhabditida; Aphelenchoididae.
AUGUGGUCUCUUCUGUUUCCUUCAACUUUAUUCGAUGUAAGUGGUAAAAUACGGUCAUCAAAUUUUUAUUGAUUAAAAUUACUGUAACAAUUUCAGUUCUUUGCCUGUGAUUUAACCCGAGCUUUCUGCGCACAAAACAGUGGCGAUGAAUGUGGCCCUUUGAAUAUCUGUCAGUAUUUGAUGCUCUUUUUGAUGGUUGGACUUGUCGUAUUCUUGGUUGUGAUGGUCCAUCUCUGCGCUUGGAUCAUCAAUGAGAUCCACUCGGUCAGACUUUCUAUUUUUUUUUUGAAAUUCUUAUUAGAAAUAUUAAGGAAAAUAAGUGUAUAAAUUUGAUUUUUUGUAGUUAUCCUACCAUCAGUAUGACGACCUUCAGCUCACCGCCAAUCUGGAACACAUCCUAAAAUUAGAAGCAGGGAUUUCCGAAGCCGGCGAUUAUCAUCACGAAUCGUACGCUCAUCUGAGAAAUGCUCUCCGACAUCUGAAUAGAGAUGCAUUUGAUAUGUAA